AAUUAAUCUAUGGAAACUAUAAGAGUUAAAGUACCCGAAUACAAAAGUCAAAAAGUGGUGCCUCAAAGUAUCCACGAGGAAGAUGGAGUUUUCUUGGAUAGAGAUUUCCCUCCAAAGUCCAGCUCUUUGUACAAUGUCUUCACAUCCAAACUUCACAGAAAUGAACUCAGAAUCUGGAAGGAGUUCACUUGGAAGAGACCUAUAGAGUGGAUGGAAGAAGAACCACAACUAUUUGCAAAGAAGAUUGACCCAGAUAACCUCAUUGAGGGAUAUCUUGGCAACUCAUACUUCAUCUCUGCCUUGAGAGCUCUUGCUGAAGACCCUGAGAAUAUCACCAGAUUGUUUGACACAAAAACUCCCACUGAAGAGGGACAGUACAUCAUUAACAUGUGUUUGAACGGUGAGAACUUCAAGGUUCAGGUAGACGAUUACUUCCCUUACUGUGAUAAAACCAAGAAACCAGCCUUCAUUAGAUCCAAAAAGAACGAGCUCUGGCCAAUGCUCCUUGAAAAAGCAUGGGCCAAGAUCAGUGGCAACUACGAGAACUCAAUUGAAGGACUUUGCUGUGAGUCCUUCAGAGCUUUGACUGGUGCUCCAGUUGAGUAUCUCCCCCACAAAUCUUCUAAAGAGGUCUGGAGACAACUUUGCAACUCUUUCUCAGACAAGAACAUUGUCUGUGCUAUGGCCGAGAAAGAAACUCAAUUCACCAAAGCAAAAGAUUUCGAUCUUUUCAGUGCUUAUGCGUACAGAGUCACCAAUAUAUAUGAGUCUGAAACCCUAAGCGGAAUGGUGAAGCUAGUCGAAAUCAAGAAGCCAUUGAAACACAAGUGGCUUAACCUCUUCGGAGACACCUCAAAGUACUGGAAAAAGAAAAUGGAUACUGAGCUGCACAAGGACUCCAUCCUGAUAAAACUCGAGGACUAUAUCAGUUAUUUCAAAGAUACUCUGAUCUGUGCUGCCAAUUGAGACCAUACUUCAUUUAGCCUAAGAUGUAGGCAAGCAUGUGAGGACUCAACCUUGAUCAGAGUCUCAGUAGCUUCCAAAGAGACUAUGUCUUUCAGUGUUCACCAAUUCAACCAGAGCUACUUUGGAAGAGAUCCCCAAGACAUUGCCAACUUUAUGAGAAUUAUACUCGGUAGAGAAGACGAAAAUGGUGACAUAGAGUAUAUUGACGCUAGGUCAGGCGACAGAGACUCCCUUUGUAUCUCUACAGAUUGCGAGCCGGGAGAAUACUACCUCUGGGUUGAGAUCCAAGGAAAGGGGUAUCGCCCUAACAAUUUCGUGUUCAGGACUUACAGCAAUGAAACACCUAUCUCAUCUGAAAUCAAAGGCGAGAAAUCCAAAGGCUUUCUUCGUAAUGUGGUCGCUUCUAUCGCUCAGAAGCAAGGAAAGAAGAAGUAUUACACAGAUAAGGGAGAACCUAAAAUCUCCAAAUCCAUUGGAAUCGAUGAAGAUAAGAGCAGAUUUGGGUAUAUUUAUUACGAAAAUAACUCCGACGGCUCUACCCUCAAAGAGGAAAUCUGCUUCACGGAUAUCAGAGGCCUGGUUGCCGUUGAUUACCCAAGAAAACCCUCUACUCAUAUUGAGGUAGGACCUGGAGAGCAGAAACUUGUCUUACUCGAUCAGCUCAAAAAGAGCUAUAUCCUUAAAUGUGAAUAUUAUACCAGUAUUCACCAAUCUACCGAAAGUCUGAAAGAUCUCGUAAAACUCAAGGGUGAAAGGAAACAGAUCAUUUUUGGAGACAAGCCACAAAGAAUGUAUUACUACGUUUUAGAUAAUGGAGAUGGCUACACUUGGAUGUUCGAGAAUGAAUCUGAGAGCACAAUCUUCGAUGGAACAUUCCAUUUCACUUUAACAAAUCUCGAAAUAGUCGAUGCUGAAGAGAAGAGCUCUUGGAAAAUUCACUUAAAGCCAGGCAAAAGUAUCUACAUGAGGAUGAACACUAUUGAUAUUACCAAGGCAUGGGGCUACAAGUGUAAGCUAUCCUUCAGGAUCACUGAAGACCUGUCCAAUGAGGACAAGCUCCUCCAGAAAUUGUGGGAGGAAGGUGAGAGACACAAGUGCUCCCUCAAUGGGGAGGAAAUCAACGUCUUCUACACCAUCCUCUUCAUUAACGACAUGUAUGUCUGGUAUUUCGAGAACAAGAGCCAGCAAAAAUUCAGUGGCAUCUUUAAGUUCUAUCUUGAAAACCUUAAGGCUGAAGAUGACGAUGAGGAUGUGCCUCGUACCCAAUGGGACCUUUUCCUCAACCCGGGACAAACAUGUAUCAGAAAAAUGCACCAAAUUGACCCAUUGAAGAACUCUAAUUAUGAGUGCUCAUAUAGCUGUAAAUUGCUCUAAA
This is a messenger RNA of Moneuplotes crassus, 2341 nucleotides long. The record is from the annotation of a GenBank genome assembly. Lineage: Eukaryota; Ciliophora; Spirotrichea; Euplotida; Euplotidae.